This is a messenger RNA of Sesamum indicum (sesame), 1617 nucleotides long. RefSeq names its product UDP-glucuronic acid decarboxylase 6. Gene Ontology annotation, biological process: D-xylose metabolic process. Lineage: Eukaryota; Viridiplantae; Streptophyta; Magnoliopsida; Lamiales; Pedaliaceae. Gene Ontology annotation, molecular function: NAD+ binding; UDP-glucuronate decarboxylase activity. Gene Ontology annotation, cellular component: cytoplasm. The record is from RefSeq and is a predicted model, not a curated record.
GCAAUUGCAAAGAUGGUAUGUAGUAAAAAAAAUCUUGGGAGUCCCAAUCGAGUCGCAUAAAUUUCCUUUCCUCGCUCCGCCAUAGCCAUUACAGGUUCCGUGUAUGGAGUAACUUUCAAGAUACGCUGCUUAUAAAUCUCCAACUCUUCUUCUGCUCAUACUACUACUUCUUUCUUGCGUAAUCUUGGAAACCCACCAACCCCCACUUUCUCUCUCUUGCUGUUUCUUUGUGGAAUUGGUUCUGAUAUGAUUGGUUAUUCUAUUGUAAUUGGUACGGAAUUCAGAAGUGAAAAGGGAUCUUACAAAUGGCUCACGAAGUAUCACAGGGAGAGAACCAUGUAAUCGUGAAGCCUCCUCCCGAGCCUUCACCAUUGAGAAAAGCAAAAUUUUUCCAGGCAAACAUGAGAAUCUUGGUUACUGGUGGAGCUGGAUUCAUUGGGUCUCACUUGGUUGACAAGCUAAUGGAAAAUGACAAGAAUGAGGUAAUUGUUGUGGACAACUACUUUACUGGGUCAAAGGACAACCUAAAGCGAUGGAUUGGUCAUCCACGUUUUGAGCUUAUUCGGCACGAUGUGACGGAGCCAUUGUUGGUCGAAGUUGAUCAAAUCUACCAUCUUGCUUGUCCCGCUUCUCCAAUUUUCUACAAGUACAACCCUGUGAAGACAAUAAAGACAAAUGUAAUUGGGACACUAAACAUGUUGGGGCUCGCCAAGCGAGUAGGAGCAAGGAUUUUGCUGACAUCAACUUCAGAAGUUUAUGGUGAUCCGCUUGUGCACCCUCAGGAUGAAAGCUAUUGGGGAAAUGUUAACCCCAUAGGAGUUAGAAGCUGUUAUGACGAGGGAAAAAGAGUAGCUGAAACUUUGAUGUUUGAUUAUCAUAGGCAGCAUGGAAUUGAAAUAAGAAUCGCAAGGAUCUUCAACACUUAUGGACCGCGGAUGAAUAUUGACGAUGGCCGGGUAGUCAGUAAUUUCAUAGCUCAAGCAAUACGUGAUGAACCGUUGACAGUUCAGUUGCCUGGAACACAGACGAGAAGCUUUUGUUACGUCUCUGACAUGGUUGACGGUCUUAUUCGACUGAUGGAAGGAGAUCAGACUGGGCCAAUCAAUAUUGGCAAUCCAGGUGAAUUUACAAUGCUUGAGCUUGCUGAGACUGUGAAAGAGUUGAUAAACCCGGAAGUGAAAAUAAUAACUGUGGAGAACACUCCAGACGACCCUCGCCAAAGAAAGCCAGACAUAACAAAGGCAAAGGAGUUGCUGGGCUGGGAGCCAACAAUCAAGUUGCGGGAAGGCAUCCCCCUCAUGGAGGACGACUUCCGCCAGAGGCUUGGGAUAUCGAGGAAGAACUGAAUGACGGUAGUCGAUUAUGGCUCACCUCGACGUCAUUAGUCGAUAAUGGCUUGCUCCCUCUCUUAAGAUAGUAUACAUAUUUCGGCUUCUAUAUGCCCCCGGGCCCUCUACUUAUUUGUGAUGCCAGAGACUACACUACAGUUCCAUCAAGGAUUCAUAAUUCAUCUCCUUCUCCUCUUUCUUGCAGUUAUAUUCCUUAGCUAUCUUUAUUUUUUUUUUCUCCAUUUGUGAUGAUUCAUAAAUUCAAAUAAAAUUCAUAUGAUUAUUGUAA